AUGACCACAACCGGGACUGGACAGCAGAGCGCAUCCGCGUCUGACCCAACGAGCGAUGGACGAACAUUUCAAGACCCCAAAAAGUAUCUGUUGCCAAAUGAUAAGCAGGAAAAGGAACGCCUCGCAAAACAACACCCAGCUGCCCGCGUCACCGGCAUAGACAUCGACAGCAUCACCCCCGCCAUCACUCCCGUCCCCUCCAACUGCACCUUUCAAAGCAACAUUGACGCCCAAGACGGCCCCUGGACCUUCGCCCCGGACACCAAAUUCGACUUUGUCCACUUCCGCAUGAUCCUCAGCUGCUUCACCCAGCCCACGCAGGUCUUCCGAUCCGUCUACGAGAACCUCGCCCCCGGAGGCUACGUCGAGAUUCAAGACCUCUGCGUCGAGAUCCACUCCCCAGACGGCUCCGCCUCGGGCACGUCGUUUGAAAAGAUUGUUGAUCUGUUCAACCAGGGUUCCCUCAAGGCUGGUAUCAGCAUGACCAAGUCCAAAAACUACAAGAAGUGGCUUCAGGAGAUUGGAUUUGUGGAUGUGGAGGAGCGGCUGGCGGAGCCGGGCUUGCCGACGACGGGAUGGCAUGAGAAUGAGAGGGAUAGGGAGAUUGGAGAGAUGGGGAGUGUCUCGAUUCAGACAUUCAUCCGAAAGGGAAUGCCGGCUUAUUUGAGGGCUGCGGGGUUGGACGAGGCUGGUCUCCAGGAGCUAACGGAGAAGGCGGUGGCCGAGUUGAAGAGUGGUGAGGUGAGGGCGUAUUAUCCUUUCUAUGUCGUUUAUGGCAGGAAGCCUUUGGAUUGAGUUCAGCCAGGUGGUUGCUGAUGACUGAAGUGGGAUGUAUUUUCAGGGCUAAUCUACCGAUCCCACAGUUGAUAAUUCGGCCACACUGCUUUGCCUUUCGAGAACAUGAAGGUCUAACGUCAAUGAGAGUGGAGUGAUGCCUAGGAAGCAAAGAAAGAGUGGAACACCUUUUCAAGAAAAACAAUUAUAUUGGACCAGCCAGUUCCACCCUCCAGGGGUGCAUCCCAAUAAAACCCAAAACUCCUUUUACGUCUAUUCAGAAUUA
Molecule: messenger RNA, 1060 nt
Organism: Podospora pseudocomata
Lineage: Eukaryota; Fungi; Ascomycota; Sordariomycetes; Sordariales; Podosporaceae
Exons: 4
Coding region: 1-795 (264 amino acids)
Source: RefSeq, a predicted model, not a curated record